Molecule: messenger RNA, 1218 nt
Organism: Adineta steineri
Lineage: Eukaryota; Metazoa; Rotifera; Eurotatoria; Adinetida; Adinetidae
Source: the annotation of a GenBank genome assembly
AUGAUACAAGAUAUUGAACAACAAAAACAAGAAAUCAUAGAAAAAAAGUCAAGAAAAAGAUGUCGAUUAAAUGGAAUAACUAGUCAAACAAAUGAAAUGUUAUUAACAGUUCAUCAAGAUAAUCAACAGAUACAUGAAAAAGAAAUGGAUGAUUGUCCUACAAUACACAUUCACAAUGAUCCUAUUGAUAUGUCCUUAAUAUUAUUUGAAAAUCAAGAAUCAAACAAAGAAAAUGCAAUAGUUAGUACAACAAAUGAAUCAUCAAUAACUACUGAAGAAUGGAUUUCACCACCAUCGAUUACAAUACAUCGAAAGAAAGUCAAACAGUAUAAUUUAUGUAAUGAUCAUUGGAACCGAAUAUCAAAACUCGUACCAAAUUAUAAUGAAUUAUCUCCGUAUCAAUUUAAAGAUGUAUUAAUUAGAAUAAUUCCUCUCAGAGAUCGUCAGAAUAUUGAGCAAUGGUUAGUGAAUUUUUCAGUACUAGAAUUCAUACAACAACGUACUCAAUUAAUGUGUGAUGUUUUUCAGUUGAAAAUUGAACACGAUUAUUGGAUAUACAUGAACAAUUUAACAAAUAUGCCUGUUGUAAUUUGGUUAUUAGAAAUUUCUAAAGAUAUCAUUCGACAAAAUUCCAUUAAUUGGGAUCACACAAAAACAAAAGCAAAUAUUGAACGACGACGAGAAAUGAUUCAUUGCAAAUUACAACGAGCAGAAAAUCAUUUGUACAUGCAUUUACAACAACCAUAUUCAUUAUCUUGUCAAAUGGAAACGAAAACUGCUAUGGAUCAUUCGAUGAAUAUUAUAAUGAAUGCUUUGAUCGUUCUCGUACAAAAUAGUCUAUCUCCUUUUCGUACUAAUUUUAAACAAAAGAAAAUCUUAUUAGAAUUUGAUAUUCACGAUGUACAUCUCGUCAAAUCAUUCUAUGCUUUAAAUCCAACAAUGGAACAGAUUUUAACAAUUCAAAAGAUUUGGCGUGCUAAACUUAAAUUAUGUCAAAAAGCAAUUCGUCAAACUAAGAAGAAUCAGUCAUCAUCAUCAAUGAUCUAUCAUAUGACAACCGAAAGUAUGAAUUUGCAUCAACCAAAUAUAUUACCUUCGAUAAAAUCACUCAGUCCAUCAAUGUCUAAGAUUGUCAUGGCUCGUCUAGAAAAUAUGGAAGAACGUACUCAGCGAAUGCUGAAUUUUAACAAUACUAUUUCAGAUUCCACAUUCUUUUGA